AUGUGGUCUAAAUUACGCAAGUUCGGCCUGGAUCAUUGUGAUCUACCGACGAUGGUGGAGAAUUCAUCCGAACUCCUUCGAGUCCUCUCGUUAAACUUGGAUCCUUCGUAUGAUAAGAAGAUCCCCAAGUUGUUCAACAUUUUCACCAUCGUGAUAUUCCUUUGCUAUGUGUACGUCUGUGUCGUUUCCAUGCUCUGGUAUGUGUUCUGGAGGUGCGUGGAGACUGGUGACGUCAUUAGCGCAAUGGUCAUCUUCUCCCUCGGGAUCUGCAGUGAAAUCAGCACGGUCAAGUUUGUCUACACGUUCCUGUAUCAAAAAUCUCUAAGAAAUCUUAUCAGAGACUAUUUGUCCUACGAUUCUAAAGCCGCUCCCAAUAGCAGAUUCAAAAUAAACGUGUUAAAAGUAUUGAGGCAGGUCAAAAAGAGGGCAAUCAUAUUCUGGAGUAUAGUUGUGGGAGAUUCCCUGAUAUACUGGAUCAAACCAUUGCUGAUGCCCGGAAGACACUUGAUAGAAGACACAGAAUACCUUUACGGAUUGGAGCCACUAUUCGAGUCACCGAACUUUGAAAUCGCCUACUUCGUGUCUCUGUGCGCGUCAAUGUUCACUGUUUACGCAACUGCUAACAUUUCCGUAUUUCUGAUCACUGUCACUGGCUACAUCGAAGCCCAGAUGCUGGCUCUCGGUGAAGAAUUAUUAAAUAUCUGGGACGAUGCACAAGAUUACUAUGAAAAAUAUGAUGUUAUUGAACAUAAAUUUGAAGACAACAAUGAAAAUGCAAAAGACAAACAUAUUAUUACGAACAGAUAUGUUAAGAAUCAACUGCGCACAAUUGUUGAUAAACACACAAGUAACAUACGUUUUUUGUCUCAAAUAGAGAAUGUAUUUAGGAGCUCCAUAGCAAUAGAGUUUGGGUUGUUAAUGAUAUCUUUGAUCGCUGAAUUUCUAGGAGGAAUAGAAAACACAUACUUACUAAUACCAUUCGCUUUAGUUCAAGUAACAAUGGACUGUAUCACAGGGCAGAAACUUUUAGAUUCAAGUAAAGUGUUUCAGAGAGCUGUGUUUGAAAGUAAGUGGGAGAACUUCGACUUGGAUAACAUGAAGACAGUACUGAUAAUAUUAGUGAACUCUCAGAGAGACAUGGCUCUCACUGUGGGUGGACUGAAAACGCUUAGCCUGCUGUGCCUCAUGGAUGUUUUUCGGAAGAUAUAUUCCACAUACGCAGCUUUGAGUACAAUGGUUCAUAGUUAA
Messenger RNA from Amyelois transitella, 1248 nucleotides. RefSeq lists its product as uncharacterized. The record is from RefSeq and is a predicted model, not a curated record. Bases 1 to 1248 code for a protein of 415 amino acids. The transcript is spliced from 4 exons. NCBI's taxonomy places the organism in Eukaryota, Metazoa, Arthropoda, Insecta, Lepidoptera, Pyralidae. Gene Ontology annotation, biological process: sensory perception of smell; detection of chemical stimulus involved in sensory perception of smell. Gene Ontology annotation, molecular function: odorant binding; olfactory receptor activity. Gene Ontology annotation, cellular component: plasma membrane.